Jatropha curcas is the source of this 1249-nucleotide messenger RNA. The record is from RefSeq and is a predicted model, not a curated record. Lineage: Eukaryota; Viridiplantae; Streptophyta; Magnoliopsida; Malpighiales; Euphorbiaceae.
GCAAAACACGGAAAAUACUCUCUUUCCCUUUUCACCGAAAUUGACCCACCAGAGCAAGAGAGAGAGACACACACAAAAGAAUAGCUCUUCGUUAUCUCACUCCUUCGAAGCCCCUCCCCCAAAAACCUACCCUUAUCUAUAUCAUCAUUUCCUUGGACUCCAAUUCCCCAUUUCUCUAAUAGCACAAGGAAAAUUCAAGAUCACACCUUUAUCAAUUGAUCAAAUCAUCACUGUUACUGUUCAUUUCCGGUUUCGAUUGGUUUCUGACAAGGAUCGGUUGGGAUUUUUGGAGCUAAAAUUUUAAUUAUUUCAUUAAUUAAAGAGGCAGCUAUGGAUGCUGAUUCGUGGAGCGCUCGUCUCUCUUCAGCUUCUAAGCGAUACCAAUCAGUUCUUCAAUCGCGAUCUGAUAUGUUUACGGGUUUUGAAGAAAUUGAUGGAGAUGAUGAUAUAAGGGAGGAGUUUCCAUGCCCAUUCUGUUCAGAAUAUUUUGAUAUUGUUGGUUUGUGCUGCCAUAUUGAUGAUGAGCAUCCCGUGGAGGCAAAGAAUGGGGUUUGUCCAGUUUGUGCAAUGAGGGUGGGGGUUGACAUGGUUGCGCACAUAACCAUACAACAUGGAAAUAUAUUCAAGAUGCAGCGUAAGAGGAAAUCACGUAAAGGCGGACAUCAUUCAACGCUUACUUUAUUGAGGAAAGAGCUACGAGAAGGAAAUCUACAAUCUCUUUUUGGGGGUUCUUCCUGUAUAGUGUCAUCAUCCAAUGCAGCGCCUGAUCCAUUGUUGUCUUCGUUCAUUUUGCCUAUGGCUGAUGAUUUCACAAGUGCUCAGCCUUCUUUCUCAAAUGAAACAAGUUCAGCAAAGAAAAGCUCAGAUGAGAAUGUUUCAGAGCGAAAUGUCAAGUCAACCCCCCUAUCAAUCAAGGAUAAGGAAGAGAAGGCCAAAAGGAGUGAGUUUGUUAAAGGGCUGUUGUACUCUGCUAUUCUUGAUGACAUCUUAUGAAAAGGGACUCAUGCUGGCAGCUAGAGCUAUGAAAUUCCAAUUUACAAUUAAGAGCCUUACAAUCUAUGGUUUGUUUGUAGUGAAUAUGCCAAAAUUGCCGGUGUAUUAAGGGCAAGAGUGUUGAAUAAGGUGUAGGAAUAUGAGUGUAAGCUAUGUUGCAUAUGAACUUUAGUUGUUGGACCUGAACAGACUUAUACUUUCAGGUCUUUCAUUAUAUGAAAAAAGAAAAGAUAAAUAAUUUCUUUUCUAAAAUGAA